CGCGUCCUUGGUAACGAUACGCCGCCGAAGAAACGGUCUCUCCCGGCCCUGAACCGGUGCGCGCGGAGAGACCGUCGAGCGUCGUCGUCGCCCGGGCAUUCCAUUUGUUUUUGCAGUCAAAAGCGAGAACACGACGCGUUCUAUAAUACUUCAGAGAGGACGUUACACUCCCGAUAUUGCACGUAUAUGGGGUCGUGUGUAGGCAGUUUUAACGGGACAUUUUGGUUGAAGGUAGGUUGGAGGGAGAAAUGAAAACGUACAUCGAUUAUAGUUAUAGCGUCUGGAGGGGGGAAGGGGGUAAGACGAGGCGUCUGGGGACAGGUGCCCCAUUUUGCUCCCCCCCAGGUUUAAAAAUUUCAAAUACAAUUUUAAUAAUUAAUUGAUAUAAUUUUAUUUUAGGUAUUUUUUGGUGUUUGAUUUUAUUAUGCCCCUCCCUGAAAAAUUUCCUGCGGACGCCCAUGGUUAUAGCCACACACCUCAUCACUAAUAUUAUCACGAAUCGAUUCUUUCUUAGUUUUUAAAUUAAAGCAAUAAAAUAGAAUAAAGUUUUUGAAGUGUAAUGCAUGGGACCUAGUGGCAGUUACAAAUGAUGACGUUCGCCCUGUCGCUUUGGGUCUUAUUUUUUUUUUUUUUAUAUAACUCUUAUAUUCUACAAUUGUUCAUCUAAUAUACGUAAUUUAUUAAUAAAAUUCGUUCUCCCUUGAACAGCCCUUGGAUCCACCACUGAUGGGAUUCAAAUAUAAAUUUUAAGCGCUUAGAAAAAAAAUUACUACAUUUCGUUGGACUUUUUCGCCUACUAAUUUUUACUUACCUACCAAAACAAUUUCAAUCAUAUAAAACUUGAAAAUUAGACUAGAUACAAUUAACUGAGAAUUAGUUAGAAUUUUUCGAAAACUGUACCGUGUCUGUGUAUAAAGACUACACCUAUACUAUAAUUCAGUGAAAUUCAAAGAUUAUUUUUCACUGAAUAAAUAAAAUAGAAUAUAACAGAAACCAUUACUGUGUAAAUGUAACAGUUAAAAGUUUUUCCGAAAUUUUUUCUAUGGUUUACCCUACAAUUAAUAAUACUAUAAUGUAUAAAGAAAAUCAAAACAUAAUCUAUAUCAUAAUCUAAUAACGAAAUAAAUAUCGUCUAAUAUGUUGACAAAAGUUAACCUGCAGUAAUAUUAUUAGUCUUUGUUUUUGGAAAUUAUUAAUUACUAAAUUAUGUUUAAAAAUUAAUGUGGUGGUGUGGGAAGCAAAUUCUCCCUCGGGUUAGUUUGAGUUUAAUAAUUGCAAAGGACACUACUUUUGUUUAAGUCUUGUAGCCCUUUUUAUAUUAUUUUUCCGAUUUAAACACUGAUUUGCUGUAUCAAUAAUUCUUGGGGUCUUCCCCUAUGGCCUAUAUCAACCGGGACCUCCACCUACCUAUCGUAAUUGUCCCGCAGAUCACCGGCUUAGCGCAGUGCACUAUCUCUUAUUUUAUAUAAUAAAUAGUAUUCGUUUACACAUAAUAUUCGACAUCUAAAUAUAUAAAAAAAUAAUUUUAAAAAAUCGCAACUUCCUAUUAAUACCCAAAUCGAUAUGCAACCAUUUCUCAUUACGAUAAUUUAUUUUUAUUCACUCUUAUGAAUUUUUUUUUACGUUGAAACACUGCAAUGUUACCAAGGUAAUAAAUAAAUAAUAAACAAUAAAUAAUAGAAUAAAUUCUAUAGUAAAAGUUCCAAAAACUGAUCAUGUUUAAGUUGGUUAAUAUAAUAUAUUGGUGUCGACAAUUUGUAUCAAACUUUCAGUGAAAUAAAUCACACACAAGUAAUAUAAUUUUCACCACAGUUUCUGGUUAGUGUCCUACUAACGAUCAUUUCUUUUUGUGUGUUUGAUACAUUAUGAUUGUGUUUAUGUCACGGUAAAUUGUAUGAAAAUUGAUUACAAUUAAAUAAUUAUAAAUGUGUCACUGAAUCAGAAUAAAUAAAAAACAAAAUCGAUUUUAUCAAAAUUGCGUAUAGUAUUCUCAUUUCUGGAUUAUUAUUAAGAAAAGUACGAGGAAUAUCAAAUGAUGACCUCCAAAAUAUGUGCCAACUAUAGAAACAAUACAUUUCGGUUCCAUAAGCCAUAAUAUGGUGCUAACGGUCGGAGCAAGUCUUCUGCUUCAAAACUUGAAAACCAAAAAGAACACAAAUGAUAAUAUUACAUAGUAUAAAACCAAUAGAUCCUAGAUGGUCGUCAAAUUUCAACGUUACGCCACUGGCGUCCUCCCUUUAGUUUUCGCAAUGUUUUUCUUCGCUAACAACAACGUGCUUGAUUUCUGACGUCGUAAUUAUUG
Molecule: messenger RNA, 2302 nt
Organism: Cinara cedri
Lineage: Eukaryota; Metazoa; Arthropoda; Insecta; Hemiptera; Aphididae
Source: the annotation of a GenBank genome assembly